Messenger RNA from Grammomys surdaster, 1274 nucleotides. Its product is annotated as leukocyte immunoglobulin-like receptor subfamily A member 5. Bases 76 to 873 code for a protein of 265 amino acids. The transcript has 5 exons. NCBI's taxonomy places the organism in Eukaryota, Metazoa, Chordata, Mammalia, Rodentia, Muridae. The record is from RefSeq and is a predicted model, not a curated record. Gene Ontology annotation, molecular function: inhibitory MHC class I receptor activity. Gene Ontology annotation, biological process: cytokine-mediated signaling pathway.
AGCCUCUGUGUUUAUUUGUCCUGAUGGUCACUGUAGUCUCAUUUAUUUGCACAUUCGGGACCCCUGGAAGGAGACAUGAUGAUUACUGCAUUCACAGUGCUGUUCUACCUUGGAAUGAAUCUGGAACCCAGGAACGCAGUUGCGGCAGGCACACCUCCCAUACCCACCCUUUGGGCUGAGCCAGGCUCUGUGGUCACCAAGGGACAGUCUGUUACUAUCUGGUGCAAUGGUACUCAAGAUGCCCAGGAGUACAAUCUGUGUAAAAAGGAAAAUUCAAAAGCCUGUAAGACACAGACCUUACUUGAACCUGGGAACAAAGCGAACUUCUCUAUUUCAUUCAUGACAGAAUAUCAUGCAGGAUCCUAUUACUGCUACUAUUACAACCCUGCCGGCUCGUCAGGAUACAGUAACAUCCUAGAGAUGGUGGUGACAGGAUUCUACAGCAAGCCCAACAUCUCAGCCAUGCCAAGCUCCCUGGUCACCUCAGGGGGGAAUGUGACCCUCCAGUGUAGUUCACACCAGGGAUAUGGAAGGUAUGUCCUGACUAAGGAAGGAGAAGAGAAUGUGUCCUGGAAUCAGGACUCACAGAAACAACCCAAUGGGCAUUUUAUGGCUCUGUUUCCUGUGGGCCCAGUGACUUCCAAACACAGAUGGGCCUUCAGGUGUUAUGGCUACUACAAGAGAACCUCCCAGGUGUGGUCAGUUUCCAGUGAUACCCUACAGCUCCUUUUCUCAGAUUCAGACUCACAAGAUCGCACAGUGGAAAAUAUCAUCAGGAUGGUUGUAGCUGUCUUGGUUCUGGUGGUUCUUGGGAUUCUGCUCUUUGAGGCUCAAAAUAGCCAGAAAACAUCUCAAGAUGCAGUGAGGAGGUGAACCAGAGAAGAGUGUAACAUUUAUUGUGGUAGAGACCUUGGAGAUGAAUCAUAUGAGUAGAGGAAAUCAUGGAUGAAAAUUUAUGGCAUAAAUAUAUGAACACUAUUGAGGACCCUGAGGACAACACCACCUUUGGGUACAGGGGAAAUGUCUGAGAGAUCUGUGAAGAGAACUCUACACCAAUUCAAUUGGGACAGAUUUUUGGCUUGAAUGAGAUGACCUCCAUAACCCCAGGCAUUUCAGAACUUGUUCCUCAUUUCGUGGAGCUGUUUGGAGGGACUUGGGAGGUUUGGCCUUGUUGAAGGAAUUGCUUUAGUGGGGACAGGCUUUGAUAGUUUAAAGACUUAUCAUUUCUAGCUCACUCUUCUGUAUCCAUUGUAAAUGUGUCUGAAAUACUCCAA